AUGUCAGCUGUCAAUGACACCAAAUUCACAUCUGCAGUGUUCCUUCUCACCGGGAUACCUGGGCACGAAGACAUCCAAAAUGUCUGGAUCUCUCUUCCCUUCUGCUUAACGUAUGGUAUUUCAAUAUUAGGAAAUUCAGUCAUUCUGUUCAUUAUAAAAACAGAUCCAAGCCUCCAUGAGCCCAUGUACAUUUUCCUUUCCAUGUUGGCCAUCACAGACCUUGGCUUAUCAAUAGCCACCAUGCCGACAAUACUGGGCAUAUACUUGUUUAACUCUAGGGAGAUCAGCUUUGAUGCCUGUUUUUCCCAGUUGUUCUUUAUCCACUCACUUCAAUGCAUUGAAUCCUCUGUGCUCUUGUUGAUGGCCUUUGACCGCUUCAUCGCUAUCCGUGACCCACUGAGAUAUGCCUCCAUCUUAACACUGCCGAAAAUAGCCAAGAUGGGACUGGUGUGUGUUCUAAGAGGGGUGGCCGUAAUGCUCCCACUCACCAUUCUCCUGAAACAGUUCAGAUACUGUCGAGUGAAUGUCCUCUCCCAUUCUUAUUGCAUGCACCAGGAGGUCAUGAAGAUGGCUUGUUCAGAUAUCAGAGUCAACAAUAUCUAUGGCUUGUUUACUAAACUCUUAACAAUGGGGUUGGACUCUCUGCUCAUCUUCCUCUCUUAUGUAAUGAUCCUCAAAACAGUGCUGAGCAUCGCUUCCAAUGCUGAGUGCCUCAGGGCCCUGAACACCUGUGUCUCCCACCUCUGUGCCGUCCUUAUAUUCUAUACACCAGACAUCUUUUUGUCUGUGAUAUACAGAUUCGGAAAGAGCUCUUCUCCCAUACUUCAGAUUCUUAUGGGCUACAUCUCCCUGCUGCUCCCUCCCUCGUUGAACCCAAUUGUGUACUGUGUGAAAAGCAAACACCUUCGUGCGAGAAUAAUCAGGAUGUUCAUCAAGUAA
Messenger RNA from Mauremys mutica (yellowpond turtle), 939 nucleotides. RefSeq names its product olfactory receptor 51G2-like. The transcript has a single exon. Gene Ontology annotation, cellular component: membrane. The coding region runs from base 1 to 939 and encodes 312 amino acids. NCBI's taxonomy places the organism in Eukaryota, Metazoa, Chordata, Testudines, Geoemydidae. Gene Ontology annotation, biological process: G protein-coupled receptor signaling pathway. The record is from RefSeq and is a predicted model, not a curated record. Gene Ontology annotation, molecular function: G protein-coupled receptor activity; olfactory receptor activity.